Siniperca chuatsi (mandarin fish) is the source of this 3322-nucleotide messenger RNA. Its product is annotated as Fc receptor-like protein 5. Gene Ontology annotation, biological process: cell surface receptor signaling pathway. Gene Ontology annotation, molecular function: transmembrane signaling receptor activity. The record is from RefSeq and is a predicted model, not a curated record. The transcript has 16 exons. NCBI's taxonomy places the organism in Eukaryota, Metazoa, Chordata, Actinopteri, Centrarchiformes, Sinipercidae.
CAGAUUGCAAAGCCCUUUGAGGCAACUUUGUGAUUCUGGAGCUGGAGCUGUGAGCAGCUUCUCCAUUUCCAUCAACAGCACACUCAAACAUCAAGAGUUUUUAGUAUGCAUGCUGAAUAUUUUGAGUUUAUUUUACAUGUUGACUUAAACUUGUUUUGUGAAAGAGGAAGGAAGAGGAGAUUAUCAAAGUUCUCCUUUAGACUGUAGCUGCAAAUAUUGCUCCAACAUAGAGCGACAGUGUCCGUGCUGGAUGUGAAGAUGGGACACACUUUGCUCUGUGUGCUGGGGUUAUUCUUGAUGAAUACUCUCUUCAAGUAUGGACAUGCUGAAGCACAAAAGGUUAACGCCACCUUGAGAGCUGAUAAAAGAACCAUAGCAGUGGGAGGCAAUGUGAUGCUGACCUGCUCUGUGGAUGCUGACGACUCCUCUGGCUGGAAAUACCAGUGGUUCAGACGAACUACAAAUUCUUUUGAAGAAAUAUUUAUGGAAAAUGGCAAACCUGACCAAAACAGCACUAUCAGUGUCACAAAAGGAGGCGUCUACAGGUGCAGAGGAGGGAAAGGAGACUCAUUGUCCUUUACAGAGGACAGCAAUAUCAUCACCAUUCACAAAAUUGUUUACAACAGGGCUGUUGUGACUCUGCAGCCCAACUGGCUUCAGAUAUUCAGCGGUGAGACGAUCACUCUCAGAUGUGAGAUCCAGAGAGGAGAAGGCACAGAGUGGAAGUAUGAAUGGAUGACACCCACCUCAAAUCUAUCAUUGACAAAUAAUGAAUACAAGAUUAGCAAGGCUCUUGCUUCCAACAAUGGAGAUUACUCAUGUAAAGGUAGUCACAGAGGAGACUUGUUUUCUUCAACAAACUGGAGUGAGACCGUCGCAUUGACAGUAUUUCAACGAAAACCAAAAGCCAAAAUAAGUGCUGACAAAACAGCAGUUCCAGUAGGUGGCAAUGUUACCCUGACCUGUACUGUGAAACCAUCAUCUGACUGGAAAUACUACUGGUACAGAGGCAAGAAAAACUCUAAAUCUGUUUUCCACUCAAGUGGACAAAUGAGUAUCUCACAGGGAGGACUCUACUGGUGCAGAGGAGGGAGAGGAAAUCCAGUUUAUUACGCAGAGUACAGUGAUUCAAUCAAUCGCAACAAACUUGUCACAAACAGGGCUGUUGUGACCCUGCAACCCAACUGGCCCAAAAUAUAUACAGAAGAGACAGUCGCCCUCAAGUGUGACAUCAACGAUGGAGAAGACAUUGAGUGGGAGUAUGAAUGGCAAACAAGUAGCUCAUCCAAACCUCCAAAACAACGUGAGAGCUUACUUAUUGCCUAUACAUCCCACAGUGGAGACUACAGGUGUAAGGGCAGAAAGAAAAGUGAACAAACGACAGUGACAGAGUGGAGUGAUGCCUUCAAUUUGAUGGUGUAUGACAAAAAACCCCAGGCUGUCCUCACUGUGUCUCCAUUAUGGCUGAGUCCUGAAGCCACAGUAAAUCUGAGCUGUGAGGUUGAAAAUCCAUCUGCAGGAUGGAGGUUCUACUGGUAUAAGGCUGUUCCCAAACUAGCAGACAACUCCUACAGCGAUGAGCUGCUACCUGGCAACAGCAGUGGGACUGAACAGGAUUCCUACAUUGUUUAUGGACAGCCACACACAGCAGGAUAUAAGUGCAGAGCUGGAAGAGGAGACCGAGUGUAUUACACUCAGUACAGUGAACCAAAGUUCGUCUGGUCUGGAGAUUUUCAUUCAUCAGCGUCUCUCACAGUGAGUCCUGACAGAGUGCAGCACUUCCCCUCUGACUCUGUCUCACUGAACUGUGAGGGAAACUCUGCUGAGUGGAGAGUGAGGAGGUUUACCGAGAAGGACUCCUUGUUAGACUAUUCUGACUGGGGGACAAUGACUGGAGCCACAUGCAACAUUCACAGAUUACAGGAGGGUAACACUGUGUACUGGUGUGAGUCUGGAUCAGGACAGUACAGCAACGCAGUCAACAUCACUGCACAGAAAAAAGAUAUUAUCCUGGUGAGCCCUGUCCAUCCUGUGACUGAGGGAGAUUCUGUCAGUCUUUGCUGCAAAUUGAAGACAUGAAGAUUAGAUUCUGAUGUGUUUUUCUAUCGAAAUGACAAACUCAUCCAAAAUGAUACUAGAGGGGAGCUGAAUAUCUCUGCAGUGUCAAAGUCAGACGAAGGCUUCUACAAGUGUCAAUACUCGGGGAAAGAGUCACUACAGAGUUGGUUGGCAGUAAAAUCGUCAAGGUCUUCGUCUCUUGUAUCAGUUUUUACCGGACUGCUUGCGGGAAUUGUAAUGAUUAUUCUCCUGCUUCUGCUGUGUCACUACAAAAAAGCCAAAGAUCUAUGCUGUGACGGGCCGAUCCAGUCUCUGAGCACCAAUCAGGGCUCUGCUACAGACCAAACAGUCAACCAGGAUGAAACUCAACAGCAUGUAUACUCCUCUUUUCCAUGGUGAUGUUUCUAUCUAUGAAUCAGUCAAAGGCUCUGAAAACACAAGAAACGGUGGGACAGAGAAGGAAUACAGUAAUGUCACAUUUCAGCUAAAAGGUCUCGACAAAAACAGUAAACAUGAUGAUCCAGUGGAGAGCUCCGACUAUUAUAAUCUGAAUCUAAAAUCUGCCACAGGUCCAUGAAGAGAAGUGCAUCAUCAACAAACAAAAGGAGGCACAGACAACAUUAAAAAACUAAAUUCAUGUUUAAGCAGUCUUGGCAGCAACAAGAAAACAGGAUUGCAUAACUCUGCUAUUCAAAUAUCAGACUUACACUAUCUGGUUCAGUUUUAUCAUAAAUCAAAGCAGAUAGUAAAAUAUGUUGGAUGUAAUUCUGUCUUGAUCUCAAACUGUGUGUUUUUUGUAUUUAUAGAUGUAUAUGUUUUGUUGUAAUUAUUUCAGUAUUCCUGUCAAUUAACGCAGGUUAUAGCGUAGGCCUGUCUGUGAAAUAAGGAUCAGCCACAGAUGUAGCCAUUUAUACAGAAACCUAACUGUCCAUUCAGCUACCGGCUUAUUUAUACCUUUGCUGAAAAUGAAUGAUCUCAUCAUUUCUUUUUUGGGUCUGCUGUGAUAAAAUUGAGGAAAUAUCAUCAGAGUUUCACAAACACUUCCUAAAUAACAAUAAUAGGAGUCAGGUUGGAAAUCAGUAAAGUGUAAAGUAUUUAAAAUAUCUAUCCACAUGUCACACACAUGGCUUAAAGCUGAAUUCUGUAACUUUGUAGCUGUUACAGCUUAGAUCUAUCUAUUAUGUUGUGUUUAUGUAUCUAACCUCUUUGUAUUCAGCUGUUAACCAUUCAACAUUUAGCAUUAAAAUUAUUUUUGACCAUGAAA